Molecule: messenger RNA, 324 nt
Organism: Drosophila subpulchrella
Lineage: Eukaryota; Metazoa; Arthropoda; Insecta; Diptera; Drosophilidae
Exons: 2
Coding region: 55-324 (89 amino acids)
Source: RefSeq, a predicted model, not a curated record
GCCAAGAGCUCACUUAGCAUCGAAAGCAUCUCAAGCUAUAUUCAACCAUCAAAUAUGCAGUCCAACAAGGUUUUAUUCCUGUUCUUCGGUGUCCUUGCCAUAGUGAUCGCCGUUAGUCUCUCCUCUGAAGUUGUGGACCAGGGCAACGAUGCUAUUAGCGAUCGUCGUUUCCGUUGGGAAUUCUCAGAAGAUUCCGAUGAGCCUGCAAAUGACUCGCAAGCGGAUGACGGACGCGUUGAUGAAUCCGACAUAAUCAUCUCUGAGUCUAUUGAAUAUCAACCAGCAUCUUCUAAAAGUAAUGAAAGCGGCUCCACUGAAGCUUAA